GUACCCUAUAUAAGUGGGCACAUGGUCUGUUUGGGUACAGCUGCACACAGCAUCCUUAACACAGCAUCCUACAUUUCAACCAGAAGGACAGAGUGAAGACCACCUGUGUACUGACAUCAUGCCAGCAUUCGAAUCAUGCGAGAAAAACCGAGGCCGGCUGAACAUUCCACUUUCCUGCAGCAAUGGAGAGAACAGAAUCCUGCCUGAGUUUGAAGCAUUUCAAGAAGCAACACCUCGGGCCCCCAUGCCUUCAGGUUCAGCAAAUCUCAUUGUGAAGAAUAUCAGCAUGUAUGAGAAGACGAACAAGCUUCUCCAUCAUACUGAUGCGUAUCAUUACAGCAACCUGAUCAUCCGUCGGGGUCAAGAGUUCACCAUGGGCAUUGUCUUCAAUCGUCCAUUUAACCCAAAAAUUGACUUGUUCUUCAUUGAGUUCCUGAUUGGCAUAAAACCCAUCCGUACCCAAAAAACUCUAAUCAGCUUGACCCUUGGUGAAAAUAACGAGACCAAUGACUGGGAGGUGCGUGUGGUGGAGACCAGUAAAAAUGAGACUAAAGUGGCCAUCACACCAGCCGCUGACUGCAUUGUGGGUCUCUACAGCACAUAUGUGACCGUUAUAACCAAUUUGGGAAAAAAACGCUCACAAAGAAAUAAGAAGACAGACUUCUAUGUGCUGUUCAACCCCUGGGCGCCUACGGAUCAGGUUUACCUGGACAAUGAGGAUGAGAGGAAGGAGUAUGUGCUGAAUAAUGUGGGAAUGAUCUACAAUGGAGACUAUACUAAUAUCAACAGAAGGCCAUGGAACUAUGGGCAGUUUCAGAGCGGAGUUCUGGAAGCCUGCAUCUUCAUCCUGGAUUUUGGGAAAAUGCCCCUCCUGUACAGAGGAGAUGCUGUAAAAGUGUUUCGGAAAGCAUCAGCCAUGAUCAACUCUCUGGAUGAUGAUGGGGUCCUUGUAGGUAGCUGGGGUGGUGACUUCAGCAGUGGUACUGCGCCCACAGCCUGGACAGGCAGUGUGGAGAUUCUGACCAAUUACUUUUCAGAAGGAGGGAAGCCUGUCAAGUAUGGCCAAUGCUGGGUGUAUGCUGGAGUGUUCAACACAUUUCUACGGUGCCUUGGCCUUCCUGCGAGGGUGAUUACCAACUUCUGCUCCGCACAUGACAACAGUGGCAACCUGAUGACCGACAUUGUGCUGGACGAGGAUGGGAGUCUGGACAGAGAACUCUCAGACUCCAUCUGGAACUUUCACUGUUGGAACGAGGCGUAUGUGAAGAGGCGUGACAUACCUGAAAACUACUCAGGCUGGCAAGUGGUGGACGCCACCCCUCAGGAGAUCAGCGAGGGUUAUUACCGCUGUGGUCCUACAGCUGUGGUAGCCAUCAAAAAUGAAUCUCUGGGCUAUUCGUUUGAUGCAGGUUUUGUGUUUUCGGAGGUCAACAGUGAUGUGGUGUACCAUAAAAAAGACAAGUAUGGAAACAUGACGGUCAUCUACGUGGACAGCAACUAUGUAGGAAAGCUGGUUGUGACCAAAAUGAUUGGCUCCAACGAUUAUAAUGACAUCACAGCCAGUUACAAAUAUACUAAGAGAGUGUCACGACGGGAGGCCCUGAAACAAGAAAAGGCCAGUCCUUUGGACAGCUAUCAUUCUACACUGCCGGACACUGACGUGAAGCUGUGCACCCAGGCCACCAAAAACAACGAUGACCUAAUGUUGACCAUGAUUUUCAGCAACCUGAGCAAUGAGCCGCGCACCAUCACCACCAAAAUCACGGGCAAAGUGGAAUAUUACACCGGAGCCACUCGGACCCAGUACACCUUACUCACCCAAGAGGUGUCUCUAAAGCCUUUGGAAUAUAAGCAGGAGGUCAUCACUGUGAAAUCGGAACAGUACAAGAACUUCAUCAUAGGUCAGUCUUUCUUGAGCUUCAUUGUGUACGCCUUCAUCAAAGAGACCUCCAUGUCCCUCACCUCCAUGGAAUCGAUCUAUAUCACCACCCCGCCCCUUCUCCUUGAGGUGAGCAACACUCCACAAGUUGGAAAUGAAAUGUUUGCGAUUGUGGGCUUCACCAACACACUUGGCUACGACCUGACCAAUGUCACUGUGCGCAUGGAGGGACUAAACCUCUUUCCUUUGAAAACCAAAAACUACAGCAUCAUUGAACAAGGCUCUAAAAUAAAAUGGAUUGAGUCGUUCAAGCCUCAGAAGGCUGGCACCAUGACGCUGGUGGCCUGUUUGGAUUGUGCCUCUCUGAGAGAUGUGUGUGGACACCUGGAAAUCAUCAUACAGCCUUGAGACAUCAGAGAGAGAGAGAGAGAGAGAGAGAGAGAGAGAGAGAGAGUUUUUAUGUCUCAAUAUGUCUUUUUCUUCAAAAUGCUAUUAUUUCUAAUCACAAUAUUAAAGGUUCUGUAUUAAUCUAAAUGAAUAUUAAACCAAUUAAACAGGGAGAUUGCUUAAAGAAAACAAAAAAAAUAGUGAUUCAGAAAAUUCUGCAAAAUUACAUUGAAUUUGUUAUGACACCAAUUAAGCAAAUGAUGAAUUAGAAAUUACACUUGAUAUUAUACUUAAUCAAUUAAUUAAAAAGCUGUAUAAAUUCUUUUUUUUUCUUCUGUUUGAUUUGUACUAAUGCAUACUAACAAUAAAAUUCAUGUGCAAA
Messenger RNA from Hemibagrus wyckioides, 2648 nucleotides. RefSeq names its product coagulation factor XIII A chain-like. Bases 119 to 2287 code for a protein of 722 amino acids. Gene Ontology annotation, biological process: peptide cross-linking; blood coagulation, fibrin clot formation. Lineage: Eukaryota; Metazoa; Chordata; Actinopteri; Siluriformes; Bagridae. Gene Ontology annotation, molecular function: protein-glutamine gamma-glutamyltransferase activity. The transcript has 16 exons. The record is from RefSeq and is a predicted model, not a curated record.